Molecule: messenger RNA, 1053 nt
Organism: Callorhinchus milii (elephant shark)
Lineage: Eukaryota; Metazoa; Chordata; Chondrichthyes; Chimaeriformes; Callorhinchidae
Product: probable G-protein coupled receptor 148
Exons: 1
Coding region: 1-1053 (350 amino acids)
Biological process (GO): G protein-coupled receptor signaling pathway
Cellular component (GO): membrane
Molecular function (GO): G protein-coupled receptor activity
Source: RefSeq, a predicted model, not a curated record
AUGGAGCACGAACAUUGUGAUUCCUACAAGGAAAUACCUUCAUUGCCAGAAGAGAUUGAAAUCUUCAAAAAUGUCACAAAUGUUUCCUCUCCUGUGGACUUUUAUCACCAAAGAAAUGUGAGCGAUGAAUGGCUUGACCCUGCGAUAUACUUAAAAACCAACUUCUUAGUUAUUUCUUCUGCAAUCUGCCUGUUGACUUCGGCACUGACGUCGCCUCUGGUCCUGCUGGCUAUCUUUUCAAAGAGCAACCUCCGCCAGGCGACCCGAUACCUUCUACUCGCCAACAUGUUGAUUAGUGAUUUGAUUUAUUCAGUGCUGAACACCCUCAUUGGGUUACUUAACACUCAAUAUUUAACCAUGCCCAAAGAAGUUUGUGAGACACUUCUGUAUGGACUGACAGUCUCUUAUUCCACUGGGAUUCUGACUGUCACAAUGAUGGUGGUGGACACUUAUGUGGCAGUCAGCCGACCAUUUCGCUAUACGACCCUGUUAUCGUUUUCAAGGACCUUGAAAGUCAUCGUUUGCAUCUGGCUUCUCUCUGCCAUUGCUCCUUCUGCCAUCUAUAUCAUAACAAUUAAGAGUAAACAUGAUCUACUCUCCACCUUGUCAAUUUGUAUAUUACCUUUGAUAUUCAGCAUCUCCUCGCUUCGAAUUGUUUCAUCGACAAUUUUUUACAGUGUUGCAGUAUUGUAUUUUCUGAUAUGUUUAAUUCUUAUCUCCAGUUGUUAUGUUAUGUUAUACUACAACACAAGGUCUUCGGGAAUAUGGGCUAGAAACUCCAGGGCAAGACAGACAUACCUGAUCCACACCAUCCUCUUAUUUUUGUCAUUCUUUCCUCUGCUUUUACUAGCAACAGCCGGAAUCCUCGAAGACCUAGACGUGAUUGGGUUCCAGUCAGAAGUCUGGAUGAGUCUGUCAAUGUCAAAUAUUUUCAUGAUGAUUCCCAAAGUUGUAUCUCCAUACAUUUAUGCACUGAGAUAUCGAGAGAUAGCAACAAUCAUCCGAUCGUUCUCAAUAUUCAGGUGUCUUAAUCGAGUCCCGCGAAUUAGCUAG